AUGUGCGAUACGAUUCUUGGGCUGUUCCCACAUGGGCCGCCUGCCACACCUGUUAAGGGCUCAGCGGCGCGGGGAGCUAUGGCGGGAGGAGGAGAGGCAGCGGAUUCGUCGACGAGGGCUGCCGGCAUCAGCGGGGUAGCACGUUUGUUUAAGGAUGUUGGAGGAACAUGGACUGCUCCGACAACUGAUUUUAAGCUCAAGGAUGCGCAACUCCCUAGCUUUGAUGGCCAUGACCCCUUGGGAUGGGUUGCUAGGGCCGAACAACACUUCGUAUUGCACGGAGUUCCCGAGGAGAUUAAGGUGAGUCUUGCGCGAGUCGCGAUGGAAGAUGUGGUGCUGCAUUGGUCCCGUUGGCAUAUGAUGAAGCAUGCUUCUGCCUUCUGGAUCGAAUUCUCACAGGCAUUAGUCACUAGGUUUGACGAUCGAUUCAUGGGAAAUCCGUAUGAGAGGAUGGUGACGUUAAGACAAACAGGCUCGGUUGAUGAAUAUGUCAAUUUAUUCACUCAACUUGCUACUCAAGCCCAACCAUUGACUGAAGCGCAAGCCUUAGGAUAUUAUUUAGGGGGCUUGAAACAAAUUAUCAGAAAUAAGUUAAGGGUAGUGGAGCCCCCGGAUCUCGAAUCUGCAAUCCGCAAUUUUACCUGCGAAAAACCUCUUCGACACUACGAAAUAACCUGGUUGGGAGCUGGAAGCAGUAUCUCCUCACACACAGCUGGAAGAGUAGAGAACCGCCAUUCGACUAGCAGCAAUAUUGUGGGGGGGGGGGGGCAACGAUCAGUCACUUCAGCCCCUUCCUCAAGGGGUAGCACAAGAAAAUUAAGUCGCGACGAGUAUCGUGAGUGUCAAGAGAAACGCCUUUGUUACAAGUGCAAACCACCCUAUAGUCCACUCCACAAAUGCGAAAGUAAAUAUCUUAAUGUUGCGGUGAAGGAUGAUUUAGGCAACUGGGUUGCGGAGUUAAGAGAGAUGAGAGAGGGCGAAUUUACUGAGGAGGCGGAACCUACCAUGGAAAGUGACGAACCGCCUGAGGAGGAAACAACACAGGGGGCCCUUCCUUUAUACGCCUUGGCUGGAUUUUCGGGACCCCGAACCAUGCGUCUCUGUAGUAGUCUUUUUGGAUUUAGCGUAACGGUACUAAUCGACAGCGGUGCAAGCCAUAAUUUUAUUUCCCAAAAAUUGGUUCUACAUGCCAAAUUGAACGUAGACGCCACACAGGAAUUCAACGUGGUACUAGGCGUUGGUCGUAAGGUUGCAAGUACGGGAGUAUGCUCGAAAUUGAGUAUACAGAUCGAUGGAGCAGAAGUGCAGGCAGACUGUCACGUAUUUCCUCUUGGUGGGGUGGAUAUAAUAUUGGGUGUCGCAUGGCUCAGGACAUUAAGAAAAAUUCAGAUGGAUUGGGAAGCCUUGGAGAUGCAGUUAUACUCGGCGGGGCAGCAGGUGACCUUUCGCAGCGAUCCAAGGCUGUAUCGGGGCCUAGAAACUAUUCAGAACUUGCUGGAUAUUAUAGAGGUGGAAUUUAGUGCCUUACUUUUACGUUCAGUUAUCGAGAAUUACCACAGCAGCCCUGAGAACGGGCCUGCAAUGCUGCCGGAAAUUGUGCAGAUUCUUGAGGAAUUCCCUGAGGUGUUUGCAGAACCGAAUGAGUUGCCACCGACUCGUCAUAGCGACCACCGCAUUCCAUUGAAACCUGGAGCAGUGCUGGCAUCUGUACGCCCCUACAGGUACGGACAGAUCCAAAAAGAUGAGAUUGAACGUUUUGUACACGAUAUGCUUGUUGGAGGAAUCAUCUGUCCCAGCACUAGCCCUUUUUCAAGCCCCGUUUUACUGGUCAAAAGGAAAGAUGGGAGUUGGAGGUUUUGUGUUGACUACCGAGAGCUCAACAAAUCCACCGUUGCCGACAAAUACCCAAUCCCGGUGAUUCAAGAGAUUUUAGAUGAGCUUUCCGGUGCAACAAUAUUUUCUAAAAUUGAUCUUCGCUCAGGCUAUCACCAAAUUCGAGUGGCCCCGGAGGAUGUGCAUAAAACUGCUUUUCGGAUUUACAGCGGGCAACCAUGA
Molecule: messenger RNA, 2055 nt
Organism: Andrographis paniculata
Lineage: Eukaryota; Viridiplantae; Streptophyta; Magnoliopsida; Lamiales; Acanthaceae
Exons: 3
Coding region: 1-2055 (684 amino acids)
Biological process (GO): proteolysis
Molecular function (GO): aspartic-type endopeptidase activity
Source: RefSeq, a predicted model, not a curated record